UCGGCUCGUUGGAGUCACAGUUUAUCUGAGUCUCAUCUCACGAAAACAAAUCGUAAAAUGUCUGGACGUGGUAAGACCGGUGGUAAAGCAAGGGCUAAGGCCAAGACUCGCUCUUCUCGUGCCGGGCUCCAGUUCCCAGUCGGCCGUGUUCACAGGCUGCUGAGGAAGGGUAACUAUGCCGAGCGUGUCGGUGCCGGCGCCCCCGUCUACCUGGCGGCUGUGCUGGAGUACCUGACCGCUGAGAUUCUGGAGUUGGCUGGAAACGCCGCCCGUGACAACAAGAAGACCCGUAUCAUUCCCCGCCACCUGCAGCUGGCCGUCCGCAACGACGAGGAGCUCAACAAACUGCUCGGCGGAGUCACUAUCGCUCAGGGCGGCGUGUUGCCCAACAUCCAGGCUGUUCUGCUGCCCAAGAAGACCGAGAAGCCCGCCAAGGCCAAGUAAAGCUGGACACUGGCUGACUGCUGACACCCACACCACAAAAAGGCUCUUUUAAGAGCCACAC
Lates calcarifer (barramundi perch) is the source of this 505-nucleotide messenger RNA. Its product is annotated as histone H2A. The coding region runs from base 58 to 444 and encodes 128 amino acids. Gene Ontology annotation, molecular function: DNA binding; protein heterodimerization activity; structural constituent of chromatin. NCBI's taxonomy places the organism in Eukaryota, Metazoa, Chordata, Actinopteri, Centropomidae. Gene Ontology annotation, cellular component: nucleosome. The transcript has a single exon. The record is from RefSeq and is a predicted model, not a curated record.